CUGCAAUAAAUUACGCCCAUCCUUCUUGGGUAUAACUCCAUUACCCAUCCAUUGAUAAGCAAAUCCAACCAACCCGCCGAACGGGUAGAAAAGGCAAGCGAUGCUGGAGAUGGCUAAGAUCGAAGACGCGCAGAGUGGCACUAAUGUGCUACUUGACUUCCGUACAGCUUUCUGCGGAAGCGUGUUCGAGAAGUAUCACAUUCUCCCAGUCCAAGUGGCUUCCUUGGACGUGCAUCCGGUCGCCAUCAAGCCGGAGGGGAUGUUUUUCUGUAAUUUACGAGAUUUCUUGCUGCUGCCGGGAAAUGUUGAUCUCCUGACGACUGAUGGGGACAGCUUCAUCAAAAGAUUUGCUGACUUUGAGAAUGCUGGAGCAGAUAUUACCGACUGUUGUGCGGCUGCGGCGAUCGCUAGCCAGUUCUGGACGACGACAAGGCGACGUCAGGAUAUCCGCGACGAGCAAGGUGAGAUUCGGUCAGGAAGCGAUGUCACCCGCGAGAGUGAUGUGGCUCUUGCUUUGAAAAUGUUCAACUUUCUGAGGAACAAAACUAUUUUCGGCGAAGUCAGCGAGUUGCACGCUUUGACACAUCUCAUUGAUUUCGAUUUGGUGGGAGCGGACAAUCGCCGUUUCCCGCUGCGAAUGCUCAUGUGGGACGACUAUCGUGGUUGGAAUGUCGAAGGGGGCUGGAGAUCCGGGACCGCGAGACGGACCUCCUGGUCGCCAAAGCAGAUGGUGGUCCCCUCGGGGGGGAUUCGGCCGAUGAGACAAAGCUCGAGAUUUUGGCUGAGGAAGCCGUGGAGCAACGGUAUAAGCCACACGGCGAUGUUCCUACGGUGCAAAGAGUGUCGGGACGUUUCUGCCUCUCUGAUUUCAAUGGGGAACAGACAGUGGAAUUUUGUCAAAGGGACUUCUUUGACUUCGAUGGUACACGGACGUCGACGAGAUCUUUAAAAUCUUGGGAAACGAAAAAAUGUUGGCCAUAUGGGAUCUUCGUAAAGCUUAUUUCGUGAGGCGCGAGUUCAACCACAUUUCGUUCUCCGGCCGAUCCGAGUUCGAGCGGUUAAUUCCAGUUGCUGCUUCACUGUGUUAUCUCCAUAACCCAGAGAGACGGGAUGGUGACUUCGACUCUGUUGUCGGACUGUUUCACCUUCGCACAUCAUCGCUAGAACAGGCACAGCAUAGAGAUGGAAGAAACCGAAGACGUUUCGACUGCAUCUUCAAAGGAACAUGCUGGGAGAAACUGCCUGAGGAGCUGAUCGAGCAGAUACUGGGGUUGCUGAAACAUCCCCGACGACACAGGUUCAGACCUGCUCAACCCCAGCAGUGAGGGACACAUAAAGAGUGCUCCCCACCAGUAAGCUAUAUAUAUUCACCGAAGCGACGAGACCAAACAAAAUCAAUGUUGCAAACGCCU
Chara braunii is the source of this 1412-nucleotide messenger RNA. Lineage: Eukaryota; Viridiplantae; Streptophyta; Charophyceae; Charales; Characeae. The record is from the annotation of a GenBank genome assembly.